Molecule: messenger RNA, 1098 nt
Organism: Lutzomyia longipalpis
Lineage: Eukaryota; Metazoa; Arthropoda; Insecta; Diptera; Psychodidae
Gene: Yod1
Product: ubiquitin thioesterase OTU1
Exons: 2
Coding region: 116-1045 (309 amino acids)
Biological process (GO): endoplasmic reticulum unfolded protein response; protein deubiquitination
Cellular component (GO): nucleus; cytosol
Molecular function (GO): protein binding; cysteine-type deubiquitinase activity
Source: RefSeq, a predicted model, not a curated record
UCCCCCUCCCCUUCAGGGUUGGAAGUCAAAACAAAACAAUUCUUAUUUGAAGAAAAAAAUAUCUAGAAUUUUCAUUUGAAAAGCAUUUCCAAUUGGACUUGUUUGGAAAAUCAUCAUGGGAUUCUCAUUAAAAGUGAAAACAAAGACUGGGCAGCAUAUCCUGCGGGAUGUGUCUCCAUCGCUCACGCUGUCACAACUCAAGUCGCAAAUUGUGGAAUUUACAAAGCUCCCUCCGGACUGUAUGCAUAUCCUGGUGGGUUUUCCACCGCGGAAGCUUAACAUGGCAGGCCUGGAGGAGUCCAUAGAGGCGAGUGGAAUUUCAAAUGGUGAUACGUUGAUUGUGGAGGAAGUUGCUGCGCCGGAGGUUCCUGUUGUGGCUGAACGACGAGAGGAUGCCCUCUUGGCUGCUCAGUCAGCUGCAGUGGCUGAAGAUGAAUUUGCUGGGGUGCUCCUGAAGCAGGUUGUUCCAGCGGACAAUUCGUGCCUCUUCACGAGCAUUGGGUAUGCUCUGCAGGGAAAGGUGAACACUGAUGGGGGGAUUCUGAUGCGACAAAUAAUUGCGGAGCACGUUGCUGCUGAUCCGGAGAGUUUCAGUGAAGCCUUCCUCGGACGCCCCAAUCGGGAGUACUGCGCCUGGAUACUGCGAGAUGAUUCAUGGGGUGGUGCCAUUGAGGUGUCCAUCCUGUCCAGCUUCUACGGACUCGAAAUUGAUGUUGUGGACAUUACAAAUGCCAUUAUAAAUCGCUUUGGUGAGGACAAGAACUACGGCCAGAGGAUUUUUCUUCUUUUCGAUGGCAUCCACUACGAUCCUCUGUACCUGGAGUCUCUCACGGGUGGUUCACCUCGAACGAUUUUCCCAAUUGAAGCGGAGAGCAUCUAUCUACAGGCUGAGCAACUCGCCAAGGAGGCACAAGCUUCCAAGCAGUUUACGGAUGUUAAUCGCUUCACUUUGCGGUGUCUGGUGUGUGAUUGUCACCUCACUGGUCAGGUAGAGGCUCAGGCACAUGCAAAAUCAACUGGUCACGCAAACUUCGGAGAAGUUUAGGCGCCAAAUCUCCCCAAAAAAUACAAAUUCAAAUAAAUUGCACUAUUCAGAAA